GGGAAACAGCUAAUAAGCUGCUUGGGAGUUGUAAAGUCCACAGAGCAGUGUCCAGGUUUUAGUUUACCAAAGUUGGUACUGCUCCCCCCUCUUAGUGGAGGCAGCCUGGGACUGUUGACAUCACUGAGGAGCAGAGAUAAAGGGGUGAUAUACAGCAGCUGGAAAGCGAAAACUUCUGAGAGGCGUGCUGGAGAGAGGCUCUACUGCUCAGUCCAGGGAGCCACUGCUACGCUGACAGGAACCCUUUCUUACAGAGAUCUAGGGAGGAGGAAGAAGAAAAGGGGCCCAUUAAAGAUACCCUCAGAAAAUUGCUGAAAAAUGCCACAGAACGUUGUUCUCCCAGGACCGGCGCCUUGGGGCUUCAGGCUGACAGGAGGGAUAGAUUUUAAGCAGCCGUUAAUCAUAUCCAGGAUCACUCCAGGAAGCAAAGCUUCACAAGCCAAUUUGUGCCCUGGUGACAUCAUCAUAGCUAUCGAUGGCUAUGGUACAGAGAACAUGACUCACAAUGAUGCACAAGAGAGAAUUAAAGCAGCGUCACACCAGCUCUGUCUGAAAAUUGAGAGGGCAGAAACAAGAAUGUGGUCUCCGCAAAUCACAGAAGAUGGUAGUCCACAUCCAUUCAAAGUAAACUUGGAAGCUGAACCACAGGACUUGGGCUACUUUGAACACAAGCAUAACAUUCGGCCCAAACCUUUCAUAGUCUCAGGCCCGAGCAGUGUUUGCAGUACUCCUUCCGGUAUUGACGGCGGCAGCGGACGUAGCACACCCUCUUCAGUUAGCACUGUUAGCACUAUCUGUCCUACUGAAUUGAAAGCUGCAGCUAAGAUGGCCCCCAACAUUCCUUUAGAAAUGGAACUGCCUGGUGUCAAGAUUGUACAUGCUCAGUUUAACACACCUAUGCAAUUGUAUUCAGAUGACAAUAUUAUGGAAACACUGCAGGGGCAGGUUUCUACAGCACUGGGGGAAGCCACCCCGAUAAGUGACCCAGUACCAGCUGGAGUGCCCCAGUCUGAUGUGUAUAGGCUGCUACAUGAUGAUCAGGAAGGACCAAGUAAGCCACGUCAGUCCGGUUCCUUUAAGAUUCUCCAAGACAUGGUCUCUGACGAAUCUGAUGGUCGUGCCCCUGCUAUAAGGAGUGUGAAAGCACCAGUAACGAAGGUACCUGCUGCUGGGGGAAGUGUGCCAAAGGUGCCCUUGUGUGACAAGUGUGGAAAUGGAAUUGUUGGCACAGUGGUGAAGGCACGUGAUAAGUACAGGCAUCCUGAAUGUUUCGUGUGCUCUGACUGUAACCUCAACCUGAAGCAGAAAGGCUACUUCUUUGUGGAGGGGCAAUUAUACUGUGAAGCUCAUGCACGAGCUCGUAUGAGGCCCCCAGAGGGAUAUGAAGCCGUCACUGUUUAUCCCAAGGCUUAGCUGUCCAGAGAGACACAAAUACCUGCAUGCACACAUAAGGCACUAUCCGCUUACAGCAGCAAUACAACUGACUGACUGACUGAAUCCAGCAUUCUGCUUUUUAAAACAGGGAGGGAGACAGGAUGGAGAA
This is a messenger RNA of Zootoca vivipara (common lizard), 1543 nucleotides long. It is a transcript of the gene PDLIM3, whose product is annotated as PDZ and LIM domain 3. Gene Ontology annotation, biological process: muscle structure development; heart development; actin cytoskeleton organization. Gene Ontology annotation, molecular function: muscle alpha-actinin binding; actin binding. The record is from RefSeq and is a predicted model, not a curated record. Gene Ontology annotation, cellular component: filamentous actin; Z disc; stress fiber. NCBI's taxonomy places the organism in Eukaryota, Metazoa, Chordata, Lepidosauria, Squamata, Lacertidae.